Knipowitschia caucasica is the source of this 1194-nucleotide messenger RNA. NCBI's taxonomy places the organism in Eukaryota, Metazoa, Chordata, Actinopteri, Gobiiformes, Gobiidae. The record is from the annotation of a GenBank genome assembly.
AUGUCACUUCUGCCUCAGCGUCACAGGAAAGGAAAACUGUGGCACGAUUUGCAUCAUCUGCAGAAGAAGAAACUUCAGACAAACAGGAGUCUGCAGAAGAAGAAACUGCAGACAGACAGGAGUCUGCAGAAGAAGAAACUGCAGACAAACAGGAGUCUGCAGAAGAAGAAACUGCAGACGAACAGGAGUCUGCAGAAGAAGAAACUGCAGACAAACAGGAGUCUGCAGAAGAAGAAACUGCAGACAGACAGAGGAGUCUGCAGAAGAAGAAACUGCAGACAGACAGGAGUCUGCAGAAGAAGAAACUGCAGACAAACAGGAGUCUGCAGAAGAAGAAACUGCAGACAGACAGGAGUCUGCAGAAGAAGAAACUGCAGACAGACAGAGGAGUCUGCAGAAGAAGAAACUGCAGACAGACAGGAGUCUGCAGAAGAAGAAACUGCAGACAGACUGAGGAGUCUGCAGAAGAAGAAACUGCAGACAGACAGGAGUCUGCAGAAGAAGAAACUGCAGACGAACAGAGGAGUCUGCAGAAGAAGAAACUGCAGACAGACUGAGGAGUCUGCAGAAGAAGAAACUGCAGACAAACAGGAGUCUGCAGAAGAAGAAACUGCAGACAGACAGGAGUCUGCAGAAGAAGAAACUGCAGACAGACAGGAGUCUGCAGAAGAAGAAACUGCAGACAGACAGGAGUCUGCAGAAGAAGAAACUGCAGACAGACUGAGGAGUCUGCAGAAGAAGAAACUGCAGACAAACAGGAGUCUGCAGAAGAAGAAACUGCAGACAAACAGGAGUCUGCAGAAGAAGAAACUGCAGACAGACAGGAGUCUGCAGAAGAAGAAACUGCAGACAAACAGGAGUCUGCAGAAGAAGAAACUGCAGACAGACAGGAGUCUGCAGAAGAAGAAACUGCAGACAAACAGGAGUCUGCAGAAGAAGAAACUGCAGACAGACAGGAGUCUGCAGAAGAAGAAACUGCAGACAGACAGGAGUCUGCAGAAGAAGAAACUGCAGACAGACAGAGGAGUCUGCAGAAGAAGAAACUGCAGACAAACAGAGGAGUCUGCAGAAGAAGAAACUGCAGACAGACAGGAGUCUGCAGAAGAAGAAACUGCAGACAGACAGAGGAGUCUGCAGAAGAAGAAACUGCAGACAGACAGGAGUCUGCAGAAGAAGAAACUGCAGACAGACUGA